AUGUUCCCUUCCCCCAUCCAGGGACGGCCAGCAUGACUCCAGCCUGUCUGUUCACCAUCCCCAGGACACACACUGCCCGGGAACCGAAGUACGACUUCUUCUUUCCACUUGGCUUGUGUUUCCAUCAGGACACAUUCCAGUGAAGCACCCUUCUCUUCCUAUGUAGAAUACACACUCCCCCGACCACUCUCCAGACAGCCAGCCAGCCGAGGGAGGAGGCGGCAGACAGGGUCCUCUUUCCUACAUUCCAGUGAUCUUGGGUCCUGAUGUCAUCCAAACCAGUGAGCCCCGCAUUGGACACAAAGACGCUGAGAACACUCCAUUGCCGAAGCAUGGAGGAGUGCCGUCUCCAGGAGGAGUAGAGGAUUAGGCAGUCAUGUGGACACCUGGAGAAGGACCCUUCUAGAAGAAGACCACCGAAGAGUGAAGGAUUGGGACCCAAAAGCCACGUGAACUAAUGUUUAGGUGCACAGAAUCCUUGUGUCCCUUUUAGUGUGAUAUAUACCGUCUUAGUGAAUGGAUCCUGAAGGCUGGAGAAUGGCUGCAACUAACCUUAAAUUGUUCAACCAACAGAAAGAAUUGACUCUACCAAGGACCUUACAAGUAAAUCAUAGCAAAUACUUGUCUAUGGAAAGACUAAAAAAAACAGCCAUUGUAAUGGCAAAGGAAGAGCCUGCACAGCUGGAGAGCAGGUCCCUGCAUGUUGAAGGCAGAACCAGUUAUAGAUGUGGCCGUGUAUCAUUAGAUCAAGGGGAAAUGAACAAAGGUUAUGGUGAAGCAAGCAGGAAGGUAAUGGUCAAUAAACAUUCAGUAAACAAGUGGGUCAACCUAGUACCAGAUUCUUUGAACCACAGAGAAAAUGUUGCAUUUAUUACUUAUGGAAGCAGUGUACAGAACUUUAAGGCACCUUAUGAAAUGCAACUUAAAAAGGUACCUACACUGAAUAAGGAAAUUACUUGUUCUUAUAUUACAAAACAGGAGAAGACACAUUCGCCGAUGCUCAGAGGAGGUGCAAAAAUCAGUUCUUCCAAGUGUAGCAAUGCCAAAGAUCCUGCUUGUAAAGUUUCUAAGGAUAAAAUCAGUAUAAAAACAGAACCAAUUUUAAUUGAAGAUGAUGAUCAUAAUGAAGACUCAAGCUUUUAUCAUGGAAUUCCAUUCCAGCCUUCCCACAAGAGAGUAGUGAGGCUUAGUAAUGUACCCUAUCAGGGUGGUACAAGUCAGCCAUUGAGGAGAAUGAAAUUAAGUGGUCAAGAGUCUUUGGUGCGCACAGCUGGGAGAUUAAACCAGAAAAUGCUCCAUCAGCAGCAUAUUCAAUAUAAGGAAUUACCUGCUGCAAGUGGCAUCGUUAUGCAGAAUGAUAGUGGCGUAAGUAGUCUUCAAAAAGAUAAAUAUAUUUGUUUACCACCCGAAGAACCAAAAGGGGAACGUGCUGUUUCUAUACCAAAAGACAAAUCUGGAAGCUCCACCUUAAGGAGAUUUCUACUUAUUGACAGCCAAGGUCUGCCUUAUACUGUGGUUGUAGAAGAGUCUAAAACUGCAAAAGAUAAAAUUCCAGCCAAUGAUUCCAGCUCAGACCUUACACAUGUUGACGUCUCAAGGUCUGCAGCACCAAGAAAGGUCUAUAAAUGUCCAGUGUGCUUUCGAUUAUUUGAGUAUCUUUCCUACCUCCAGAGACACAGCAUUGCCCAUUCCCAGCAGAAACCUCAUGUAUGCAAGAUUUGUGGCAAAGCUUUUAAGAGGACAUCUCAUCUUACGCGUCAUAAGUAUACUCAUUUUGGUGGGAAACCUUGCCAGUGCCAAAUUUGCCAUCGCAGGUUUCGGGACAUUGGUGAGCUGACACGUCAUCAGCUGAGCCAUACUGGGGAACGGCCUCACCAAUGUGAAGUCUGCCACAUGCGUUUCGGAGAGCGCAGCACUUUGCAGCGUCACAUGCUUGCAAAACAUUAAGAAGCGACAAAGGACACCUUUGGAAAGCUGUGACAAGUUCAUGGCACACCAGUCGCCUCUACUGCAAAAUGAAUAGCUUUACAAAAUUAUUAUACUGGUCCCUAUUUUGUAGUAGACUUUGAUGGACCAAAUAGGGGGUACCCUAUGUUGUAGACUUGUAUGGACCAAAUGACACCUUAACUAUAUAGCACUUGCUUCCCGUAAGGGAAGCCCCAAAUUUUUUUUUUUUUUUAAACAUUGCACAUCGAUUUAUAUUACUGUAGCAAUCCAUUUAAUAACUAACCUUGUAUUCCUCAGUGUAGAGUGUGCAGUUAGAACGGUGCUUCCCUUGUUUUUACUAAUGAAGCAUAUUUGUACAUUUAAACGAAAGAAACACCUUAAACAUUUUGUGAGUGUGAAAUACUAGAUAUGCAUUACACUGGAGCUCUCAGAUAAGCUUGAUGCCUACAUUUAAAUGGCUAAGACACCACAAAAUGAAUUACAUUAAGCACUUAUACAAAAUAUUUUGCAUUCAGAAACUUGUACAUUAAAAGUGUACUGUCGCCUAUCAUUUACAAUACAGAAUUUGACUAAAUGUCAAAAGCACUAUUCUUAGAAGGGUUUUUUGUUCAGGAUGGGUUCAAACUAAAAGGUCUUAUCUCUGCAAUCCUGGUAUGACGCAGUGGAUCCCUUUUUCCCUGCUGCUGUGUAGAAAGCUAUAUCUUAAUAUUAUGCCUAGUACACACGAUCAGAAAAUCAGAUGAAAAAUACAGCUUUCCAAGCGAUCAUACGAUAAUCUGAUCAUUAGUACACAGCUUUUGAGAGCCGAUCACGACAGUACAUUCGAAAUUAUCCAUGAAAAUGUUUCUUUUACGAUACGAGAACAAACGAUUUUUGUUUAAUCAGUACAGUAAUUGUCCGAAAAAAAUCAUA
Molecule: messenger RNA, 2859 nt
Organism: Rana temporaria (common frog)
Lineage: Eukaryota; Metazoa; Chordata; Amphibia; Anura; Ranidae
Product: zinc finger protein 853-like
Exons: 4
Coding region: 517-1947 (476 amino acids)
Cellular component (GO): nucleus
Source: RefSeq, a predicted model, not a curated record